CGGCUGCAGCUUCUCUUGGAGGAAGAUCGCGAGCGCCGUCUCUCUCUUUCACUCCGCGUCAUGGAGCACUCGAGCAGCUGACGCUUCCUUCAACCUUCUCUUCUCUCGCGUGGACGCGCGUCCGUCUCAGUCUGAGCAUGAAGAUCAUCAUCGGGAUCGGAGGGGUGACGAACGGCGGGAAAACUACACUGACGGAGCGGCUGAUCAAGAACCUGCCCAACUGCUGUGUGGUCCACCAGGAUGAGUUCUUCAAGCCCCAAGAUGAGAUUGAAGUUGAUGAAGAUGGCUUUAAGCAGUACGAUGUCAUCAGCGCUCUGGACAUGGACGCCAUGAUGAGCACCAUCCUCGCCUGGCAGCAGAACCCCGUCAAGUUCGAACGAUCCCACGGCGUCAACAACUCGCUGGACGCGGAGAUCCUUCGGCACGCUCCGGACGAGGACGGCGGCGUUCACAUCCUGAUCGUGGAGGGGUUUCUGCUCUACACCUACGGACCUUUGAUCGAGGUUUUUGACCAACGAUACUUCAUUUCCAUUCCAUACGAAGAGUGCAAAAAGAGAAGGAGUUCAAGGAACUAUUCCGUGCCGGACCCCCCCGGUCUGUUCAACGGACACGUGUGGCCCAUGUAUGUCAAACACACUAAAAUCAUGGAAGACUCCGGGGUUGACGUCAUGAAACUUGACGGAACCAUGUCCAAGGAGCAGCUGUACAACAUUGUGUACGGACACAUUCUGAACAAUCUGCCCUGAACACAGAUCUGUUGACCGGCUUCUGCGCUUCAUGUCUACUCCGGCCCCGACAGCGUCUGCAUCGCUGCUGUUUUUAUAUCCUCUCUAUUUAUUGUUAAUCCAGCUGUUAUAAGGCUACGUCUAUAUCAACGUCAGGAUGGAGAAUGUUCUGAGCAUGCACAAGCAAAUAAAAAGAAGCUCCUGCGACA
This is a messenger RNA of Cyprinus carpio (common carp), 934 nucleotides long. RefSeq names its product nicotinamide riboside kinase 2-like. The record is from RefSeq and is a predicted model, not a curated record. Gene Ontology annotation, cellular component: cytoplasm. Lineage: Eukaryota; Metazoa; Chordata; Actinopteri; Cypriniformes; Cyprinidae.